AUGGCCAACACUUCCGCCUCCACUAUCCUAGAUGAUAUUGCUGCUUCCCGGGCAGCCUUCGAGAACAAUGAACCUGGCUCGAGGGAGGCUCUCAUCGACCACAGUCGUGCAUUAAUCACGGCACUCGAGAUCCCAAGUGAAUUGUCCAGCGCACUUUCUGGGCAGAAGUUGCCCGCUCAAUCCGCUAUCAUCCGCCUCGCGGUCGAUGUCCAGCUUUUCCAGCACUUUCGAGAAUAUAAUAACAUUGGCCUAACCCCCGCAGAGCUGUCUCAAAAGACUGGGGAGAUCGCGAGCCCGUUAUUACAGCUGUACAAACCAGUGGGCCAGCUUCUACCUUUUGAGGCCAAAGCUCAUAACUUUUUCACGCCGCAGCCCAUCCAUGAUUUUGGAAAACCUGGUGCCUUCUCUGAAAAAGGGUAUUCGCGGGUGCUCCUGAAUGAGAUUGGGGUCAGCGAGAAGAACCCCACACUGGCGGCGACAAACAUGGACAUGAUGAUGCUGGCUCAUUUGUCUGUGAGGGAGAAGAUCGAGUCCGAGGGGAGGGGGGGCAUUCUUGCUCAAGCUGGACUGAAGGUGGUGCGCAUUUACAACUAUCCUGGUGUUACCACCAGUCUUGUUAAAGCAGAUCUGACGUAA
Molecule: messenger RNA, 636 nt
Organism: Penicillium argentinense
Lineage: Eukaryota; Fungi; Ascomycota; Eurotiomycetes; Eurotiales; Aspergillaceae
Product: O-methyltransferase
Exons: 3
Coding region: 1-636 (211 amino acids)
Molecular function (GO): methyltransferase activity
Source: RefSeq, a predicted model, not a curated record